Molecule: messenger RNA, 2499 nt
Organism: Kwoniella botswanensis
Lineage: Eukaryota; Fungi; Basidiomycota; Tremellomycetes; Tremellales; Cryptococcaceae
Exons: 16
Coding region: 1-2499 (832 amino acids)
Biological process (GO): glucan catabolic process
Molecular function (GO): beta-glucosidase activity
Source: RefSeq, a predicted model, not a curated record
AUGACCAAAUCAGCUGUGAUUGACCCAGAAACGAUUCUGAAGCAGCUCACGAGCGAGGAGAAGAUUGCCCUCCUCAGUGGGGAUGACAUGUGGCAUACGGUACCUGUGCCCAGGCUAGGGGUACCAAGAGUGCGAUGUAGUGACGGUCCCAAUGGUGUGCGAGGUACAGCUUGGACCAAUGGUGCACCGGCGUCGUGUUUCCCGUCAGCUACCGGCUUAGGGGCAUCUAUGGACGUGGACCUUGCACACCGUAUUGGAGAAGCAUUAGGGGAGGAAUGUAGAGCAAGGGGUGUGCACUGCCUGCUUGGUCCUACGACAAAUUGUCAGAGACACCCAUGUGGUGGGAGAGGUUUCGAAUCUUUCAGCGAAGAUCCCUAUCUUUGUGGGCAUGUUGCCUUGGCUUGGGUGCAGGGUGUGCAAUCGAAGAAAGUUAUGACUUCUGAAUCCGUAGACUACCUGGCCAACGAACAAGAGUACCUUCGACGAAGCAACAACUCGGUCAUCGACGAGAGAACGAUGCACGAGAUCUAUCUGGAGCCCUUCCGCAUUCAAAACAAAGCAAGACCAUCCGUCUUCAUGUCAAGCUACAAUCGAGUAAACGGUCUUCACGUAGCCGAACAUCCUUUCUUGCUUCGAAAGAUCCUCCGAAAUGAUUUCGGCUUCAAAGGAAUGAUCAUGUCAGAUUGGAGUGGGACCUAUUCGUCAUCAGAAGCUGUCAAGGCUUCUUUGGAUUUAGAGAUGCCCGGACCAGCCUUGAUGAGGGGUUCGAGCUUAGAAAGAGACAUCAUAGGUGGUAAAUUGGUACCUGCUGAUAUCGAUGAAUGUGUUUUGAGGGUCUUACACUACGUCAGGGAAGCACAGCAAUCCGGUAUCGACUUCGAAAAAGAGGAAGAUACUAUCAACACACCUGAGGUCCGAGCCCUUCUCAGGGAGGCAGCCGAUUCCGCGAUCGUCCUCCUGAAGAACGAACACAAUGUCUUACCUAUCUCCGGAUCGGACAAGAGGAAGAUUGCUGUGAUUGGUCCCAAUGCUCGAACCGCUUCUUAUGCUGGUGGAGGAAGUGCCAAUCUCGCACCUACCUAUCUCGUUACUCCCUUACACGCUAUCGCCAAACACGCUAAGAGCAUUGGCGUAGAAGUCGAGUAUACCAUCGGAUCAGAUUCUUCCAGAUGGACACCUCUCUUGACGCCUUACAUAUCUCAUCCUGAGAAAGGCAAAGCUGCAGGUCCAGGUGUGCAAUGUGAUUUCUACGAUCAAAAUCCAUGGGAGAAUGCUGUCAAGCCCUUGUUCUCCAAAUUCAAUAAUUCGGCAUUCUCAUAUUUCAUCGAUGGUAUCCCCAAAGAAGUACCUGUACGAGGUUAUGUUUCUCUUAAAACCGUGUUCACCCCCGAUGAAAGUGGAAUUAAGAUCAUCGAUAACUCUACUGAUCAGAAAGAAGGACUACUUUUCUUUAACACCGGAGCUGAAGAGAGGACCGGAGAAGUCGAAGUCGAAGCUGGUAAAUCCUAUGACAUUGAAGUCCGCUUCUCCAACUUCAAGCAGCUCAACGCCAUGUCUCCAUAUACUGGAAGACGAGGUGGUAUUAGAAUUGGUGGUAAGAAAAAGCGUGAUCCUCAAGCUGAGAUUGAGAAAGCUGUAAAACUUGCCACUGAAUCUGAUGUUGCGAUCGUUUGUAUUGGUACCAACUCUGAAUGGGAAUCCGAAGCAUACGACAGAGAAGAUAUGAAGCUCCCACCUGGGACAGACGAUCUGGUUCGAGCCAUCUUAGCCGCCAAACCAGAAGCCAUCAUCGUGAACCAAUCUGGUAUGCCCGUUGAAUUCCCAUGGCUCGACUCGGCUCCUACCGUCAUUCAAGCGUUCUUCGGUGGAAACGAAUGCGGUACGGCCAUUGCAGAUGCAAUCUUCGGUACAAUCAAUCCAAGUGGUAAAUUGCCAGUCACAUGGGCGAAAGUGGUGGAGGAUUUCCCGAGUCAUGAAGAUUUUGGUCAUCCGAUUGAUACGGUUUAUUCGGAAGGUAUCAAUGUCGGUUAUAGAUAUUUCGAUAGGAAGGACCAUCCAAAGAGUACUUUCCCAUUCGGUCAUGGUUUGAGUUACACCACAUUCGAGUUUAGCGAUUUAACAGUCAAACCCGAAGCGUUCGGAGUCAAAGCUACUUUCACCAUCACUAACACGGGCGAUCUUGCAGGGGCUGAAGUGGCCCAACUCUACGUUCAUGAUCUCGCACCUGUCGUGGAGAGACCCGAGCACGAAUUGGCGGGUUUAAAGAAAGUAUUCUUACAACCUGGGGAAUCGAAGCAGGUGACACUUAAUCUUGACCACAAAGCAUUCUCAUUCUAUAGUGUGCAGGAGAAGUCUUGGAUAGGUCGAAGAGGAGAUUAUGAGAUUCGAGUUGGAACGUCAUCGACCAAGAUCCACCUUUCAAAACCUGUCCAUCUCGCCAGAUCAUUCAAGUGGAUAGGUCUUCAAGAACCUCAAUUGUACGAACCAAAUUGGUUGUAA